UUAACACUUAACACACACCCCCCCGUAAGGGGUAUAACUUUAGGGGUGUACUUUCUUACGGCUUACGGUCAAAUUUUUUUGGGUACGUUCAUGGUAGGUACGUGUUUUUUUUUCGGUCGUUUAGUUGGUCCAAUUCUUUAAGUAUAUAUAUAUACAUAUAUCUGUAUAUACAUGGUAUAGUGCCAAAAGUGUGUCAUCUUUUAUAUGGAAUUCAUGAGUACACCCUCAUCACUCUACCUGACCAAGUGACUAACUGACUACCCAUAAUAAUCUGAUCUCUUUGUAAUAAUUUAACCCUAAUACCAUUGCACAUAUUAUACAUGUGCCAGUUAUUUAUAUGUUUUAAUGAGUAGCAAGACUAACAUGGAACUGGAGCUCGUCUGGGCUGGAGUUAUUAGAGCACCAGCCAAAGAAAGAAGGAUCAUCUGGAGCGCGAGGGACUACGAUAGGCUUCCUCGUUAAAUGCUGGACUACAGGUGGUCAAUUGUCUCGUGAUGCCCCUACGACAGGGUCUUAUAAUGUAAAAAUGAUAUACAGAGCAAGCCAAUUCCGUGCAUCUGCUUAGAUGACGUAAUUAAAGGAGCUGCUGCUUUAGCUGCAGCUGCACUUUGUAUACGUAAACAAUGAGCAGCAACACAGCCCACACAGUGGCAGCAGCAGCUGAAAAGAUGUUGAAGCUGCCUGGUUGGCUCUGGCCAAACUCUAACGUGCUCUCACCUUUGUACAAAGGGAUCUGGGAGGCAGUACAAGAGAAGCACCCUAGUAGGCCGAAUGUCGAGGUACUCGUUGACACUAACAAAAUAUUUCCGCUACUACUGACAAGCCAACUGCCCACCGAAGUUCUCGGCUACAUCUGGAGCCUGGCAAAUCAGAAGUACGCGGGCCAGCUGACGGAGCAAGAGCUCUACAUCGUCCUUGCUCUCGUCGCGCUUGCCCAGGCCUCCUACCCAUUCAACAGUCUUGAGGUCCUCACGUACAUUCGCACGCCGCCAACCCCAAACCUCAACCUUGCUCUCCUUGGCAAUGAUGAAAUUAAGACCGAACUCAACAACAGCCUUACCUUGUUGCCUGUCGAGUCAUCGAAAGCUAGCUGUAAUUCUUCAUCUAUAGUGAGCAGGAAGCACACACAUCUGGGUAAACCCACAACCACCACUACCACAAAGCUGGAUGGUUUGCAGUCCCGAAAUCAUAGCCACUUAUCUGACUUGAAAGAAAUAAAAUCUUUGUCCAACGACAUCGCCGACAUUACCCAGCCAACUGCAGCAGCAGCUUCCUGCAUGGAGUCCAGUUGGCAUAAUGUGAAUGCUCAGUUAACAGACAUCAAGAGUCAAGUGAUUUCGUCUUACACUGUAGAUAAUGAUGAAUAUUCAGACUUCCAAAGUGCCCCGGUACAAAGUAAUGUGCCUAUGAUUCCAAACUUGUGGGAUUCAAGGCAAGGCUCUGCUAUUGGUAGUCGUCUGGCUAAUCAUAAUCUUGGUAUUAAGAAGUCCUACGAUAAAAUGAAGAAAACCUCUGCUAAUAAAAACAACAGCAGUACAACUGGUGAAAUUCGUGGCUUAUUAACUUCUGUUAAUCCUGUGACGAUGCAUAACAGGGAGAACCAGUUCAAUGAACAAUUGUCAGAGCUGUUUCCAAAGUGUUUGCAGAAGAGUCAGUCCAACACAAUCAUUUUAAAGGAUACCAUCAUAAGGCAUAGCAAUAGUGUUGAAGUAAUCAAACCUAUUACAAAAGAUUUGCACAACACUGAAAAGACAGUUGUUAACAAAGUUGGUCUUACUAUGCCAGGAUUAGCUCAUGCAAAAACUGUUGAAUCUGCUAAAAAUUCAAAAGAUGUACAGCAAGACUUGAUGAACCUGCAACCUACAGAGGAUAAAUACAGUGCAUUGAGAGCCUUAGAUGAUAAGCCAUCUGUCAUAAAUCCUUUGGAACCUACAGAAUCAUCAAGUACAUUUCCAGUUCUGGAUGAUUUUGGAGAAUUUAUAUCUGCAGAGCAAUUUAUUUCUGCAAGCCCAAAUCAUGGUCAAAUCUCAGUAGAUUUAUUAAGUGAAUUCGAUUUUAAUACAAAUAGUACAAUAGGAACUAAUAGAAAGUCUAGUCCUUCCUUGGUUCAAGAAAUUUCAGAUGCCUUUGAUGCUCUUGUAUGUGAAGUUGUGCCUGUGGAUCAACAAACGAUAGAAAAAAGCACUAAUAAUUUUAACAGAGACAAUGUUCAACCAACAAAUAUUGUUUCAAUAGAUAGUGGAGAAUGUAAUCCUCUUGCAUCUGAAAUUUUAACUCGAUCAGGAUCUGUUUUAAGCUUAAAUCUGAAGUCAUUUACACCUUCUGUGCAAGAAGAUGAACAACACAUUGAAAAUAUGCAUCAAAUAAUUUAUUGGGAAUGGAAGCAGUACAUGGAAAGUUGUCUUUUAUUAUUGCAAGUUACUACUAAUGUGUUUAAUAACAUUACUUCUGAGAUUAUUUUAAAGGAAGUAUUGUCAUCAGCGCAAGGCUACAAUUUUCUCUGCAAUUUAGCAGAGGUGGCAGCUGUUUGCAGAAGAGUUAACUUUUCUCACAAAGAAAUAGAUAUUAACAUAAUGGGUUUUGAUGAUUUGUUGAUGGAUAUUGAUAGAAUAUGGUCUGAAAUGGAACCAUUUUAUACCGACAUUCCGAUUAUUACUGAGUUACCAUCAUGGCCUCUUUGUCCAAAAGAUGGUAUUACUUGUGCACUGUGUUUGACUUUAAUAUCUAAUGAACAAAUCAUAUGGAACAAUAACAGUUAUCAUGCGAGUUGUGCUAAUUUGUGGUUACACACUGUUAACAAUAAUUUGCCUGUUCUUCGGUGUCCCAUACCUUACAUGUCAUCUGCAACGUCUCAAAGUACUAAUCACUGAAAUCAAUGAAUUUAUAAAUGUACGAUUCACAAAUUGAUUAUUAGUGACUAUGGACAAGUAUACCUUGUACACGAAUUCGUACACAAUUGUACAUUAUGAAAUAAAAACAACAAAAUAAAGAAUCUGACUAAA
This is a messenger RNA of Copidosoma floridanum, 3002 nucleotides long. RefSeq lists its product as uncharacterized. Gene Ontology annotation, cellular component: clathrin coat of trans-Golgi network vesicle. Gene Ontology annotation, molecular function: protein binding. Lineage: Eukaryota; Metazoa; Arthropoda; Insecta; Hymenoptera; Encyrtidae. The record is from RefSeq and is a predicted model, not a curated record.